GUUUAGUCUUUACUGAGCACACUAUACUGGAGCACGUGAUAAGCGACAUGACAGUGUACUCUACUAUGUACACCGCACCCUAACAGGAACAGCGACCCCCGUGGACCACGUGACUUGACAUUGUCACGUGACGGCCCGACGUCAGGCGAUCCUUUUACUGAAGUAUAACUAGCAGCUACCCAGCGGUAUGGCGGCGGAGACAGUGGACGGGGAGUCGUCUCGGAAGCUGCUGAGUGCGGUGCUGCAUGAUCUCUCAGGACCCGAGGGGCAACCGAGGCCACAGAACCGAAGAGUGAGCCGUGACGAGGCCGAAGGAGAGCUGUCUGAGGCUGUGCUGAGGCUGGUGGGGGGCAGAGGCGGUCAAUCUUGGCUGGCUGCCUGUUUAGUUGGAUCCGCUGUUCACCAGACCCUGUUGACAGACUUGGACUCCUUUGUUGAGAAGAAGCAGGAUGAGGUGGAAGGACCAGAAAAUGAUGUACAGACUGGAAGCCUCCUCGACUUUGAUGCUUUACUUCAACGCUGCCUUACCUGUCUCCAAGAGAUCAGCAGUCAGUGGCAAAUACAGUUACCUUCAGCACCAACCACUAAACGAAGCUUGCUUGUCUCUAUUCACUCAAUACGCAACACAAGAAGGAAAAUGGAAGAUCGUCAUGUGUCGCUCUUGGAAUUCAACCAGCUUUUUGGCUUCAAGGAUGGCGUGGAGAGAUCAUAUUUUGCUGUAUUUGAUGGGCAUGGUGGAAUAGAUGCUGCUAAUUAUGCUGCUACCCACGUCCAUGUUAUGGUGGCCCGACAUGAAACAUUGAUGUCAGAUCCUGCCAGGGCUUUAAAGGAAGCCUUUCAGCGUACAGAUGCUAUGUUCCUUAAAAGAGCAAGACGAGAGAGACUGCGCAGUGGUACUACUGGAGUGUGUGCACUGUUGGAAGGUGAUCAGUUACAUGUGGCAUGGUUGGGUGACUCUCAAGCUCUUCUUGUGCGACAAGGAAUUCCAGUGACUCUUAUGGAGCCUCACAAGCCAGAGAGAGAGGAUGAGCGCGAACGAAUAGAAUCCCUAGGGGGCUGUGUUACUUUUAUGGGGUGCUGGCGAGUUAAUGGGACUCUUGCUGUGUCCAGAGCGAUUGGUGAUAUUGAUCAAAAACCAUAUGUGUCUGGAGAAGCGGAUGUGUCCUCGCAUACCCAGUGUGGCUCAGAUGACUUCCUUGUCUUGGCUUGUGAUGGUUUUUAUGAUGCAGUGUCAUCCUCUGAGGUUCCUAGCCUUGUUUUAGGUCAUCUUCAAGAGAAUGGUGGAGAUGGACAACAUGUUGCUGUAAGGCUGGUGGCAGCUGCUAAAGAGGGUGGCUCUAGUGACAAUAUCACAGUUCUGGUUGUCUUUCUUCGUGACCCUGCUAAAAUCUUGGAAGACUAUCUGGCACAUGGAAGUGGGGAAGAUGAACCCUUGUUUGAUUUUGGAGGUGGAGGAGUAGAGGUUGCAUCAGACCAUGCAGGUUGAUGCCACUUCUUACUGACAUAAGACUCUCAGGACAUUUUGUAAGGAAAGGCAGUAGACUAUUUAACCCCACAGUAGGGUUACGUCAGGAAUUCCUCUUCAGGUAGUCUAAAUCUCCAAGUCGUCAACAGAGAUAUGUUCUUUAUAACAACAAAAGCAGUGAAGAUUUCCCUCUGGCAUUGAUGGAAUUCAAAGGGACAAAAAAAUGCUGUAUUUAACGCUAUAUAUCUCAGUGAUGCAGUUUGUAGAUCCCUAUGCCAUCUAGACAGUAUGACUACAUGAAAGCACUGUCUAUUUUCUACUUUUGUUCUCAGUAUUACAUUGCAAUGGCCAAUAUAGAAAUUACAGUAUGAGAGGUCACAGACUGCAAAGGGUUUAGUUACUGUUGUAGUCAAUGCAGUAUGUAAAUGAUAUACUGCUGUCUGUAAAGGAGGAAACUGCUUCUAUAUCUGCUAUUAUUUCCAUGAUGUAGCACAUGGGUGGAUAAGGGCACAGUAUUUAUAAAGGUGCUCAAUAAAAAAUACAUUUUGAUUUUUUUUUCUUUAAAAAAAAAAAAUAUAUAUAUAAUGAUGAUAAUUUCCAGCAUCUGAUUUGCUGUAUUUUUGGCACUUGAUAUACAAGUUCUAGACAGUCCUCAUACAGUCAUGGGCAUGAGCUGUAAUGGUCAUGCAUUACAUCCACUUUCACUAUAAGGGAUCACAUUUGGAAAACUUUUAUAUAAUAAUCGGAUCAGAUGGAGGAUUAUUUUGUUUUUGUGGGGAAAAUAACCUAUAAUACAGGAUUACAGGACCCCCUCAGCAAGUAAUUAUUAUUAUUUUUUUUUUUUGCACCAAUGAAAGUUUAAAAGUACAGAAAUGUAAUGAAUGGAUCGAAUGUGCGCAAACACAGAGAUUAUAUGGUCAGACCUACAUUCUGUCUUCAGAGGCAGACACUGUUCACGGAAAAAAUCUCAGGUUUUAUGUUUAUUGUAUAUGUUGUCUGAUAGCAGAUAAAAGUUUCAAUUAUUUGUGACUUUAUUCCAAAAAUACUUAAAAAAAAAAAAUAAAAAACAAAUCUAUACAUGUAUUUGUUCCCAGAGGCUUGACGCAAUCUGUAAGAAUGCUCAGUCAUUGCUUGGCCAAAUUGAGAAACAUUUGUUCAUUAAAAGAAGGGCAUAUCUAUCUCAUGCUAUUUUUACUUAAUGAAGUGUGGUUCUUUACAGUAUUUUUAUUUACUUUAACUAAUAUUUGGAGCUCUACUAAAACCCUUCAAUAUAGAAUGCCACUGUUUUAUAUUAAACAAGCAAGUGCCUACUACAUGUAUACAAUGUUAUUAUUGCACAUCUGAUUGUGUGUGUUUGCCUAUUUAAAUGUGUGUUUUUUUAUAUAAUUUACAGUGUUAAGGUUUUAUACAAGUGAAUAUAUCAUUUUGUUUUUUGUAAGAUUCUUUUCUAAGGUUGGCUUGUGACAUUUGUCUGUUAUGAGAGUCACUCACAUCCUGUAAGCUAAAGGUAAUCGUGUCCAAGACAAAAUACAUUGUCACUGUGUAAUAAAGCUACAUAUUCUGUUCAGUAUUGUGGAAAUAUAAAGAGAAUCAGACUAUUAUGGAUCCUCUGUAAACCUAUGAGUAUUGUAGAAAUAAAUGUUUGGAUAUA
Molecule: messenger RNA, 3116 nt
Organism: Hyla sarda
Lineage: Eukaryota; Metazoa; Chordata; Amphibia; Anura; Hylidae
Gene: PPM1F
Product: protein phosphatase, Mg2+/Mn2+ dependent 1F
Exons: 7
Coding region: 188-1486 (432 amino acids)
Biological process (GO): negative regulation of protein kinase activity; protein dephosphorylation
Cellular component (GO): cytosol
Molecular function (GO): protein serine/threonine phosphatase activity; cation binding
Source: RefSeq, a predicted model, not a curated record